AUGCCCAUCGACAAGUCUGCCCCUCUCAGGCUCGACGACGACUUCGGCCAGAUCGACGCCGUAGCCAUCGUGGCUAACAAGGACAUGUUGAAGUCGGAGAAGCGACGCAGGGCGUUCCGACGGUGCGGAAUCCGGCUGGGCGACAGCACGAACGCCGUGGACAGCCGGACCGGCACCGAUGCCAAGAUCCAGCAGAUCGACGCCGGGCUGGAAAUCAUGCUCUGCGGGGCCAGUCACGCGGAGGCGUGGGAAACCGGGCUCCGGAGGCACUACUUGAGAGGUCCAAUGACUCCCGACGAGAAGGAGGAAAUCAUGCUGGACCUAGCCGUCUACGUGGGCUGGCACCAGGAGGUCUUGUGCGCGUUGGAUGAGGCCCCUGCAGAUGGCUCCGCCGAGGGUUCUGGCCCUUAUACAGGUGGUAGUGUUUCCUUACUCGAGGGCUUCAAGUUACACUGCCCUGCCCAGCCAGUGAUAUGUUUGGGUGCUAUGGUCAUUCGUGCGCUGUCUCAGAGCUUUGCACUUCAGGAUUAG
This is a messenger RNA of Colletotrichum acutatum, 531 nucleotides long. RefSeq lists its product as uncharacterized. The coding region runs from base 1 to 531 and encodes 176 amino acids. The transcript has 3 exons. NCBI's taxonomy places the organism in Eukaryota, Fungi, Ascomycota, Sordariomycetes, Glomerellales, Glomerellaceae. The record is from RefSeq and is a predicted model, not a curated record.